CCCAUUCAUCCACAGGCCUACAUAAGCUUCUACCAAUAAGUCUCUCUUUCUCAUCUUCUCCACAGCCCCGCCUCUCGUGAUGGAGAUGAGAAAGGUUGCCUGUGCCGUCCUCGUCGUCGCCGCCUCGGCAACCGGCGCCCUCGCCGCCGAGGCGCCGGCUCCUGGCCCCGCCAGCGCGUCCUUCGCAGUCACCCCCGCCGUUGGAGCCGCCAUUGGGGCCUCCGUGCUCUCCUUCUUCGCCUUCUACUUGCAGUAACCUUUGACGAGAAAGAGAGUAUCGAUAAUUGUCCUUUCUUUCUUCUCUGAUUGAUUGUUGUCAGCUCCACCAGUCGCAAUUGCUUCUGUCUGUCUUUCUUUCUUUCUGCAUCGGUUUGGGUUGUAAGAAAGGCCGGAUGGGAUUUGUUUUGGAGUUAAUUCCUAAUUGAAAUGAAAUAUUUCCGAUUUGUUA
Molecule: messenger RNA, 448 nt
Organism: Musa acuminata AAA Group (dessert banana)
Lineage: Eukaryota; Viridiplantae; Streptophyta; Magnoliopsida; Zingiberales; Musaceae
Product: arabinogalactan protein 23-like
Exons: 1
Coding region: 80-256 (58 amino acids)
Source: RefSeq, a predicted model, not a curated record